AAGAGAACGGCCAUAUUUUUUUCUGACUGAGAUCCACGGAUUUUUACUACACAAUUUCGGAGUUUUCUCAUUGUUUUAACCGUCCACCAUGGCAUGGUUUGUAGUGUUAGUGUCGGCAAUUUUAACAACGUGUGUUUCUUCUGUGGUAUUGGAAUCAUACGAGCCAGCAUAUAUUCAAGAUGCUAACCCCUCCUUUAUGUGCUUGCCCAAAAACGUCAGUGAUGUCUCGGGGAGGGUCUACUCACACAUGAACGUAGAAAGUGUUCCGUACACGGGUAACAAGGACUGUACAUUUACAAUCAACACACAGCCCGGACGGCGCAUCAACAUACGCUUCGACUAUUUUGACCUGGCGCCUGGAUUUGACAGGGCGCACAACCAAUGCCGCUCUGAUGCUGACAGGUUCAUGGUCUAUGAGUCAGGCAACAUCUACGUGAUCAAGAAUGAAAUACUCCAGCCAGAGAUGACAUACUGCGGAGGCACAGGCAUCUUCCCAAAAGACUACCAGUCCUACAGCAAUGUGGUGACCAUUCGAUUCCUUACAGAUGGCAUCAGCUCAGCGGAUGCUGGUGUCAAACUAGUCUACACCUCGUACAAGCCCCCACAGGAGGGCUCAGAUGACUGUUUCCGUUGCGUUGACAACAGUAUGUGCAUCGAUGAAGCACUGACAUGUAAUGGUGUCCCUAACUGUAAUGACGACUCAGAUGAAGCUCAUGCAUUGUGCAUGGCAGAACCAAGUAACUUCAUUGAGAUCGGGAUAGAGAGAUUAGGCCUUGGUGUCGUGGCAACAAUCGGUGGUGCCAUAGGCCUUCUCAUCCUAAUCAUCUUCAUCACCUGCAUCGCGUGUUGCUGCUGCUGCCGGAAAGGUGGAGACGACGACUCCAAGCAGUACCGAACACCCCCAACUCCUCGGCCAGGUUCCUACCCAUCCCACAACUCCAAUUACUCUUCAUACUCGUCCUCUGCCUCGACGACAAACGGCAUGCCUGGGGGGAUGCAUCCCAUGCCGGGACUACACAGCCGGAUGUAUGAAGGCCUGCACGGGAUGAAUGGCAGCGCCGCUGAUCGCAGCAUGAACGGCAGCAUGAACGGCAUGAACGGCAUGGGGUCCCUCCCCCACCAGCACUCUCACCAGCACCUGCCGCAGCAGGGCUACACACACCCACACCAGCACAGUAUGAAUGGGAUCAAUAGGGGGUCGCCGUACCCCAACUAUCCGCCCAUGUACCCCUCACUGCAGAACGGCGGAUACAGCGUGGCGUACAACCACGACAACGGGCGUAUGGAGUUCCCCCACAAGGUCUAGAGGGUGGAGGGGGUAGAGGAAAGAAACCUUUCAAUUAAAAUUGAUCGUACAAAUAAAGGGAUCAAGCAUUUAAGCGCUCUGCCUAUAGGAUGCCAUACAGGGUAUUUAUUACUUAUUAUCAAAUGUCAUCUUUAUUUCUGUUCUCCUGCCUACAAGCUAUCCCCCCGAUCACAAGUUGAAAGUUUAUCCACAAACGGUUAAACAGGUCUUUCAAAAAUUGAUACAGUCAGACAAUGUUGUCUUUACUUCAGGAUUAAGUCCAUUUGCAAUUUUCAGAAUCCACAUUCUUAUGGAUGCCGUGCGGAAACUAAUGCAAAACAAUCAACAGGGAACCAACCAAAGCAUACAAUACAUUGUAUUUUGGCUUGGUAUCUUGUUUUCUGUUGACCAUAACUAUUGCCGACGCUUUGUAAGCCCAUACAAAAUUGUAACGCAACUUUGGUCUAUUACUAGAUUGUCUCUAGUUUAUCUCCUCAGCCCUUGUAGUUUCACUCCACUGAAAUAUUUUUAAUUUGUUGUUUUUGUACGGUGUGUUAUCCUACUGACACUUUCUCGAAAUGUGUUCAUCAAUAGUUUCUGUAAAUCUCGCACAAAAAAAUCUCAUAAAUAUUUAGAAUAUUAUGAAACAGAUCGGUGAACAAAAGAUGCACAAAUAAUGAUUCCAAACCAUAACCUGCACUGAAUAAGCUUCUUUUAAAGGAACACAUUGCCUUGGAUCGGUCGAGUUGUUCUUUGAAAAGUGUUCUGUAACCGUUUGUUAUCAA
This is a messenger RNA of Asterias rubens (European starfish), 2070 nucleotides long. RefSeq lists its product as uncharacterized. The record is from RefSeq and is a predicted model, not a curated record. Gene Ontology annotation, molecular function: protein binding. The transcript is spliced from 5 exons. Gene Ontology annotation, cellular component: plasma membrane. The coding region runs from base 89 to 1306 and encodes 405 amino acids. NCBI's taxonomy places the organism in Eukaryota, Metazoa, Echinodermata, Asteroidea, Forcipulatida, Asteriidae.